GCCAAAAAGGGCUACCUAUAAAUGGAGGGCCCGACGCGACAAGCCAGCAGUAGACCAGUAGACAGAGAAAGACUAGAACUACAAUGAUGUACUACAGCCUGACCUUACUGGCAUUGGCCGCCCUGAUUGGAAGCUUUGGAGCCGUUGAAGCCGACAUCAACAUCUGCUCUGGUGUGGUCAGCAAUCUGUUCCUGCCGCACAUCAGCAACUGCAGCAAGUACAACCUGUGCAUGAGUGAAGUGGCUGUGCCUCGCGAGUGCCCGCAAGGCUUCUACUUCGAUGCCAAGGAUCAGCAGUGCGUGGUUGUGGAGGAAGUCCGUUGCCUGCCCACCUGUCCCGCCAAGGGCCUCACAUCUUUCUGCUACGACCGCACCUGUACCAAGUACGUGCUCUGCUUUGACGGCACACCCGUCCUACGGCAGUGCUCCGACGGCCUGCAGUACAACGCCCAGACGGAUCGCUGCGACUACCCGCAGUUUGUGGAUUGCGUGGACAAUCUGUGCGUCAGGCAGAACAAUCCCGAUGACAUUGUCUACAUAGCCAGCAAGUCGUUGUGCGACAAGUACUUUGUCUGUGUGGACGGUCUGCCACAGGUGCAGAACUGCACGCGCGGCCUCCAAUACAAUGCCGCGACUACCAGCUGUGACUUCCCCUCGAAGGUCAACUGCACGGUGGAGACACUGCAGCGCAAUAUCAUGCCCUAUGCAAAGGCUCCUCCCCGAAUCGCGGGCAUCGAAUGUCCUGCCGAGGAUGCUCACUUUUAUGCACACCAGACCCGCCAGGAUGCCUACUACUACUGCCUGAAUGGACGUGGUGUCACCUUGGAUUGCACACCCGGUCUCAUCUACGAUGCCAAGCGCGAGGAAUGCCGCGAGCCUCAGUUCGUGACUGCCUAAGCAGAAUCCCAGCACAGAAAAUAAAUUGCAAUUGUCUUUCAAAAA
Molecule: messenger RNA, 941 nt
Organism: Drosophila obscura
Lineage: Eukaryota; Metazoa; Arthropoda; Insecta; Diptera; Drosophilidae
Product: protein obstructor-E
Exons: 4
Coding region: 84-896 (270 amino acids)
Cellular component (GO): extracellular region
Molecular function (GO): chitin binding
Source: RefSeq, a predicted model, not a curated record